GGAGGGGAGGAGACAAUCAUGUAGUAUAGCUUAGCUAGAUCCCUAACAGAAGGCCUGGAAGUGGAAGGGAAAAGGAAAAGCCAGGGAAGAAGAUGCCAGCCAGCCAAGUACUUGCAGCAGUACUACUACUCCACUGAUAGUCUCAGGCAGCGGUAGGGCAGCUCUUUCCCCUUCUAUAUUCUCCCAAUCAACCCCCACAGAGAAAAAGUGGGCAGGAAAAGCAGCCGCGAGGUAGAGAAAGAGAAAGGAAGAAACAUCAUCUCCACUCAGAGCCAGCAGUGCUCUUCUCUCAAGGCCUGAAGCUAGCUAGCUAGCUCUAACAACGGUGUGUGUGUGAGAGAGAGAGAGAGAGGAGAGAUGGCGUGGUGGGCAGGGAGCAUGGGCGGCUUGGAUCUCCGCAACCACCUGGCGCAGUUCGGCGGCCCGGCCGCCGGCGGUGCCAUGGGCGGCGCCGAGCAGGCCCCGACCACACCGAACAGCAGCGGGAGCAACAACCAUGACGAGUCAUCCGGCGCAGCGCAGGAUUCCCCCACCGCUGGCGCGGGCGACAACUCCCCUAACCCCAACGCCGCCAUCUCAGGCUCAGGCCCGUCUGGAGGAGGCAGCGGCGGCGGCGGGGGGUCGUCGUCGGGCAGGCGGCCGCGAGGGAGGCCAGCGGGAUCCAAGAACAAGCCCAAGCCGCCGAUCAUCAUCACGCGGGAGAGCCCCAACACGCUGCGGUCGCACGUGCUGGAGAUCGCCAGCGGCGCCGACAUCAUGGAGGCCGUGGCCACCUUCGCGCGCCGGCGGCAGCGCGGGGUCUCCGUGCUCUCCGGCAGCGGCGUCGUCGGCAACGUCACCCUGCGCCAGCCCGCGGCGCCGCCCGGCUCUGUCGUCACGCUCCACGGCCGUUUCGAGAUCCUCUCCCUCUCCGGCGCCUUCCUCCCAUCGCCGUGCCCGCCGGGGGCCACUGGCCUCGCCGUCUACCUCGCCGGCGGGCAGGGCCAGGUCGUGGGCGGCACGGUCAUCGGGGAGCUCGUCGCGUCUGGCCCUGUCAUGGUCGUCGCGGCCACCUUCUCCAACGCCACCUACGAGCGCCUCCCGCUCGCCGAGGAAGAGCCUGGCGAGGCGGCCGUGGCGGCCACCGGAUCCGACGGGAUGCAGUUGCCGGAUGUACCGGCGCCGGGAGGAAACGGCGGGAUGGGUGCGGCCGUCGGCGUGCCCGGACUGACAGACCCAUCGUCGAUGCCAUUCUACAACCUACCGCCCAACCUCAUGCCUAAUGGAGGCGGUCAGAUGCCACACGAUGUGUUUGGCUCCUUCCGGCCGCCACCACCGGCGUUCUAGCUAUAGCUAGCCAGCCAGCGAGGUGUCUCGUCUCUCGAUCGACCCCCCUCUUUUUCUCUUGCUCCUUUCUUCUUUCUUUCCAACUUCACAUAUCACUGUUGUGAUCUCUCUCCUUAUUUUGAUUUAGGUGCUAUACUGUUUAAUUAUUAGUUAGCUUUGAGUGUUUGCCAGUGCGCUUAAUUACUCGUGGAUCAAGGAGAAAUUGCAUUUUCUUUA
Messenger RNA from Hordeum vulgare subsp. vulgare (domesticated barley), 1542 nucleotides. RefSeq names its product AT-hook motif nuclear-localized protein 23-like. The record is from RefSeq and is a predicted model, not a curated record. Gene Ontology annotation, molecular function: DNA-binding transcription factor activity; minor groove of adenine-thymine-rich DNA binding. Gene Ontology annotation, cellular component: nucleus. Bases 358 to 1326 code for a protein of 322 amino acids. The transcript has a single exon. NCBI's taxonomy places the organism in Eukaryota, Viridiplantae, Streptophyta, Magnoliopsida, Poales, Poaceae.